This is a messenger RNA of Cladocopium goreaui, 1698 nucleotides long. Lineage: Eukaryota; Dinophyceae; Suessiales; Symbiodiniaceae. The record is from the annotation of a GenBank genome assembly.
AUGGAAAAGGUCAGAACUAUCUGGACCACCUCAGAACCAGAUCAAGUAGGAGAAAAGCCUAUACGAUUCCUAGGCGUCGAGAUCUCAAAGACCUUUGAUGUCACCAAGAAUCGCGACGUUUGGUAUGUCAACCAACAGUCCUACAUCAAGGACCUUCUUGCGCAAGAUCAAGAAGCUCCAGACAGAAAGAUCCCAAUCACAAAAGAUCAGAGUCAACUUCCAGAGGAAGAAGGAAGAACACCAGAGCUGAUUCGUUCAGCUCAGAAAGCCACCGGUGAGAUGCUCUGGCUGGUGACACGCACCCGCUUGGACCUCAUGUAUGCCGUUUCAAAGAUGGGCUCUUGCGUCACGAAGGCCCCUCAGAAGGUCCUCCAGAUCUACCAGCAGAUCAAGGGGUAUCUCAAAAGCACUAUGGAUGAAGGCAUCUGCUUUGAUGCUGCUGGAGCAGAGACCUUGAUGAUUGAGGCCAUGUCAGACGCCAGUUUUGCACCUGAAGGAGAUGUCAGCCACGGAGCCUUCAUCAUCAUGGUAGCUUCUUGCCCUGUUUUUUGGCGAAGUGGUCGUCAAAGUUUUGUGACGCUCAGCACAGCAGAAGCGGAGAUGAUGGAGAUUGUGGAGAGCAUGGUGGCUGGAGAAUCAAUUGGUGCCAUAGCUGAUGAGCUGUUUGGCCCUCUGCAGCGAAAAUCUUGGACAGAUUCUCAGUCUGCCCAAUCAAUUUUGACCACUGACGGAGGAUCAUGGCGCACACGUCAUUUGCGACUGAGAGCAUCAGCUGCCAGGAGUUCAAUCUUGCAGGGCACCUGGUUUCUUCAACAUGUCGCGGGAAAUCAAAUGAUCGCUGACAUUGGCACCAAGCCAUUAGCUUCAGAAAGAAUCAGGUACUUGAAGAAGGAGAUGAACCUGGUUCAAGUACCACAACCGAAAGAGCAUGAGAAGAAAGAAGAGAAGGUUUUUGAAGAAAAAGGAGAAGGCGUAGGCAUUCAGAAAGCAGCAGCAGCAUUGAAGCUGCUCACAUUGGCUGCUGCGAUCUCAGCUGCCAAAGGAGAACAUGAAGAAACAGAAAAAGAAGAUCAGGAAAAUUCAACCCUCGAGCUCAAAGUCAUGAUGGUCGUUUUUGCGUUGAUCAUCGUGCUUCUCACGAUCGUGAGCCAGCAUUUGUGGAAGGUAGGAGUAAGGAGGCUGGAAAUGUCUUGGUCAAACCAAGCUGGAUCGUCUUCCCGAAGUCUCCCUGCAGGUGCUGCUGCUCAAAGAGAAGAAGAAAAGGAAAAUGGUGGUGAAGGGAUGGCCGCUGUGGCAGGACAACUGUCACAGCGACCCACGUACUUUGACCGGGUGGUGAAGGGAUGGCCGCUGUGGCAGAUCACACGCCGCAGCGACCCACGUACCUCCCACCAGGAGAUAGCAGAUGAAGAAACCAACCUCUACGAGGAAGCACAGAGAAAUCCAGAAAGAUUCCAGAACUAUGAGAACAGCGAGGAAAGAGCUAGAGAGUUCCACUUUGGAUUGAUCACUGGGGUGGAGAUUAUCACGUGGAUUCAAGAUGCCCACGCUGCGAUCCAGAAAAGAUGUUUCCAGCAUGCCAAGGAUGUGGUGAGAGCGCAGCUGCUUUUUCUAACUCAAGCCGAGCACAACCCCGAGAAGGAAAAGUUGCAAGGUGCGAGGGAAACGGAAACAGAGGAGACCUGCGCAAAGCAGUAA